AUGCUUCGAAACAGUUUGUUCCUACGAGUAUUUGGAUUACAUCGAACCAUUGGUCGGUUGUAUUGUGUGACCGCCGGGAAGGAAUUACAACCCACGGAUGGUUCCUCCUAUUUCGGUCUACUCAAAUCAGCCACCGAUGCAAAAGAAGUGUUAGAAUUUCUUCCCACAAUUAGUCGCACCAAGCAGGAUCGACACGUGUACACCCUGCCCGCAUUGAAAACACUAUUCGAAUUGCAGAAAAAUGGCAAAAGCACCUUACGUUCCGACCAGAUCGUAAAACACCCACGGUUUGCGGAAUUAUGCCAAAACGUACGGCUCGAAUCGCGCACCUUCAUGAUGAACGAUCUUACCGAGUGUCUCAAAAUUCUAACCUAUCUCGGAGUGCAUACAAGCAGCGAAAUCAUAACCGUACUGUUACAGCUAAUACGGCACCAAAUCAAUGAUGUAACGUUAGAUCAUAUAGUAUUUUUGAGCUUCAUUCUUAAAAAGCUUGAUCGGACACCGCUCAUCGAAGCGUUGCAGAUUGCCCUCCCAAUGUUGCUUCAGAUACAGAUCGGCUACAAGCUAGACCACGAAAAUGUGCCACAGUUGGUAGAGCUACUCGUGUUCGUUUCACAGCACAAAGUCAACGAUCGAACUGUGAUGAAUAUUGUCAGUGCGUUGACACUGCACGGGACCAACCUUUCACCGGAGCAAGCCAUCAACGUUUUAAAGGCAUUGACCAGCUUUCACGCCUUCCUGCCACAGUAUGAAAAACUGCUACAAAAUGUGUUCACCGUUCUAGAACGCGAUCUCGAUCACGUACCAUUCAAGAUGCUCGACUUUGUGCUUAAAAAGGUGCUGGACAAGAAUCUGGAUUACUUCCCCAUGUUUUACUGCGAACCGUUCCUGAAACGAUGUGCCCAGUACGCAAUCGAUCACGACGUUGGGUUGUUGCAUGCGCUGUAUGUGUUGAAAAAGUUCAACAAAAUAUCCUUCCUACACAUCCCACUGUUAGACUACAUAGCCGCACACGCUGACAAACUUUCGAUCGUGCCAACGUCGGGCAUCAUUACGUUCGUGGCCGGCUUCUCCAAUGCCAACUACCGACCGAACAAUUGGGAAAGCGUGAAGCGAGAAAUUGUCCGCAAUACUACCAUUACCACCGGUUCUAUCCCGUGGAUACGUUACAAUCUAGAGCUGCUUUCGUUGGACAUCUUCAAUCCGCAGCUACUAUCGCACUGGCUCGAUCCACAAGCGCUGGAUGCUAACAUGGCACGCAAUAUGCUGGUUGAUUAUCUGCAGCUUACUGAGCUGGGUCAAACGCUCAGCUUGCUGUACAACCGGCAGUACCAAGGUCCUUACCCUGCAAAGCAGUACGUGGAGAAAUCGGUGAUGCUGACGUUGCAAAACAACGAUCAUCCUUUGCUGAAACCACUGCAGUUUGCAUUCGGUGGAGAAGAGUAUAUAAGCACACAAGUCGUUACCGAGCAAGGUCACGUUCUUGACCAUGUGAUCGUUUUCGACGCGAAUGGUAACCCGGUUAAAACGCGCGUGCUCUCUGAGGAAGGUUCAACCGUGCGAUUGGAGGACAUAUGGCAACCGGAGAAUAAGCUUGUUGCUGUAUUGUAUCUGCCGAAGAGCUGCUACGCUAUUAACGUUAAUCGAUUACGAGGACGAUUUGCGCUGCACCUCAGAACUAUUCAGGCGCUCGGCAUUGCUCCUGUUGCCAUAUCGCCUGUAAUAUGGAAUAAUCUUCCAGAAUCGGAACGAAUACCAUUUCUUCAGCGUGAGACUCGUGAAGCAUUACGGCAGCCGACGUAG
This is a messenger RNA of Anopheles marshallii, 1803 nucleotides long. RefSeq lists its product as uncharacterized. NCBI's taxonomy places the organism in Eukaryota, Metazoa, Arthropoda, Insecta, Diptera, Culicidae. The transcript has 2 exons. The record is from RefSeq and is a predicted model, not a curated record. The coding region runs from base 1 to 1803 and encodes 600 amino acids.